Molecule: messenger RNA, 1969 nt
Organism: Eutrema salsugineum
Lineage: Eukaryota; Viridiplantae; Streptophyta; Magnoliopsida; Brassicales; Brassicaceae
Product: flap endonuclease GEN-like 1
Exons: 7
Coding region: 85-1872 (595 amino acids)
Biological process (GO): pollen development
Molecular function (GO): 5'-flap endonuclease activity
Source: RefSeq, a predicted model, not a curated record
CCUUGUCCUUCUUCUUCUUCUUCUUCCCGCUUUGUGGUUUCGUCUGUACAGUGUCGUCUUCCGCUUAUUAAUUACGGGAAUUGAAUGGGUGUGGGAGGGAAGUUCUGGGAUUUGCUGAAACCUUAUGCUCGACAACAAGGGUUUCAUUAUCUCAGAGAUAAACGUGUUGCUGUUGAUCUUUCCUCUUGGAUCGUUCAGCAUGAGACUGCCGUUAAGGGUUUUGUCCUUAAACCUCACCUCAGACUCACUUUCUUCCGAACAAUCAACCUCUUCGCCAAGUUUGGAGCGUAUCCCGUUUUUGUGGUUGAUGGAACACCUUCACCCUUGAAAUCUCAGGCGAGAAUCUCCCGGUUUUUCCAAUCUUCUGGAAUUGAUACUUCGAGUCUGCCUGCAAUCAAAGAAGGUGUCUCGGUUGAGAGAAACAAGCUGUUUUGUGAAUGGGUUAGGGAAUGCGUGGAGCUGCUCGAAUUGCUCGGUAUCCCGGUUGUGAAAGCAAAAGGUGAGGCUGAAGCUCUCUGUGCACAACUGAAUAGUCAAGGUUAUGUGGAUGCUUGCAUUACUCCUGAUAGUGAUGCUUUCCUAUUUGGUGCUAAGUGUGUCAUCAAAGGCAUUAAGCCUAAUUCAAGAGAGCCAUUUGAGUGCUACCAUAUUUCAGAUAUUGAAGCUGGCCUUGGUCUGAAGCGGAAACACUUGCUAGCCAUGUCUCUAUUGGUUGGAAAUGACUAUGAUUCAGGUGGUGUUCUUGGGAUUGGUGUGGAUAAAGCACUUCGUAUUGUCCGUGUGUUCUCCGAAGACGAGAUACUCGAAAGCCUACAUGACAUUGGAAAAGGGAUGAAACCUGCAUUCAAUGAUGGAAUCAAAUCAUUGAAUGAUGGUGAAGAAUCCUGCUCCGAGAUGAAAAGAAGAUUUCCUCAUUGUUCUCGUUGUGGACACCCGGGCAGCAAGAGAACUCAUUUCAAAUCCUCUUGUGAGCAUUGCAGUAUCGAUAGUGGUUGCAUUAUGAAACCAUUAGAGUUUAGAUGUGAGUGCUCUUUUUGUUCCAAGGAUCGAGAUUUGAAGGAACAGAAGAAAACCGAGAAUUGGUGGAUUAAAGUCUGCGAUAAAAUUACUCGAGGGCCAGAAUUCCCAAACAGAAAGAUUAUUGAACUGUAUCUAUCCGAUAGCUUCACAGAAGAGGGAUUUUCAAUGUCUUGGGGAACUCCUGAUACCGAAAUGCUAGUGGAUUUCAUGGUUUUCAAACUGCAUUGGGAUCCGUCUUAUGUUAGGAAAAUGUUGCUUCCGAUGUUGUCGACCAUAUAUCUAAGAGAGAGGGCAGAAAACAACGCGGGAAAUCCAUUGUUAUAUGAACAAUACGAAUUUCACUCAAUCAAGUGCAUAAAUACUAGAUAUGGGCAUCAGUCCUUUGUGGUAAGAUGGAGAAAACCCAUAUCUACAAGUGGUUUUACUCAGGGAGAGGCAGAAAAAUCGAUUGUUGUAUGGGAAGACGAGCUAGUCGAAGACGAGGAGUCUGUUGAUCCCUUAGAUGGGUUAAAUGAACCACAAGUGCAAGAUGAUAAUGGUGACUGCUUCUUGCUAACUGAUGAAUGCAUAGGACUUGUUCAGUCUGCUUUUCCUGAUGAGACAGAGCACUUCCUGCAAGAGAAGAAAAUGCGAGAGUCGAAAAAUAAGAAUGUUUCUAAAGAAGCAUCAUCAUCAAGAACAACAACAAUGGGUGUACAAAGAAGUAUUACCGAUUUCUACCGUUCAACGAAAACAGCAGUAGACACUGGGGGAACUCAAAUAGCUUCUAUCUCUGCUGAAAAGAAGAGACAAGCAACUUCUACUAGUAGUAGCUUUUCAAAGUCUGUAAGGCGUCGUCUUUUGUUUGGAUAGAACAUUCUUGAUUGGAAACUAUCUUUUCGAUCUUUUCUCCAUCUGUGACUUACUGAUCUUUUUAUUAACGGUUUAUAAAAUAAAAAAAAUGGUGCUG